Molecule: messenger RNA, 1000 nt
Organism: Paraphaeosphaeria sporulosa
Lineage: Eukaryota; Fungi; Ascomycota; Dothideomycetes; Pleosporales; Didymosphaeriaceae
Exons: 2
Coding region: 34-789 (251 amino acids)
Source: RefSeq, a predicted model, not a curated record
CCCGGCCGGCUGUUUAUUGACUGAGCCCUCGACAUGUCAAAACGGAACAGCGAAGGCGAGGUCCUGUCCAAUAAGCUCGCUGUCGGCCUUGCCAGAUUCCAGCAGCAGCAAUUCGCGGCCCUGUUUGGAGACAGCGCGCCCGCAGUAGCAGAAUCACAUGACCAGAAGGCAAUCGAGCAGGCCAGCACUGCAGACCUCAAAGGAGACGGAGACGACGAAUCGUUCGGGCUCGGUGCAAUAAUUCCCAAGGAUGUGCAAGAUGGCAGCUUCACCAGCCGCAUACCAACCUCACAUGAGAGACUACUCGAGAACCUGAUAGGCAAGAAAGCAGCCAAAGCGCAUAUGGCCGCUAAACAGAAGCAUGCUGCCACGGUCAAGCCACAAAAACCCGAGAAACCCACACUGGCCAAGGACGAAAGCGAUGAAGAAGAGGGCCGAGCAGCUUCGUUCAGAUCCAGGCGCCAGAGACACACCGUUCCACCAGUAGCCAAGCAAGAGGAUAGCGAUGAUGAAGAUGAAGAAUCAAGAGCCUUGAGUCUCCGCUCAAAGAAGCUCAAAACCGACGGGCAGUCCCGAGAUCUAGGGGGAAAGGUUGACGCCAUGGCCAAUGGGCCAGAAAACGAGCUUGCCGAGGAAAAGGCCGAAGGGAUUAAAAACCAUACGCCCGUAUCACGUCCACCAAAGGCCAAGCCAAAAAGCUACCUGGAUGAGAUUCUCGGCGAGAAAGCUAAGAAGAAGAACAAGAAGAAGAAGAAGUCAAAGAUCGGCGGCGAGAAGACAGAUGACUGAGCUCGUGUCCCAAUGUGUGGUGAACGAGCUGAUAAGCAGUGCGAAAGAUACCCAACAUGAUUCAAGUAUGAAUAUAUUCAGACGGACGGACUGGCAUAGUGAAGAGCUCGUGUGUUGACCACUUGCAAAGUAUGGGAAGCUCAAGACCUCUACGUUCUAUUGUUUACAGAUACUGCUAGUCUUACUCCCGAAUGAUCAAACUUGCCAUGCC